This is a messenger RNA of Closterium sp. Naga37s-1, 2771 nucleotides long. Lineage: Eukaryota; Viridiplantae; Streptophyta; Zygnematophyceae; Desmidiales; Closteriaceae. The record is from the annotation of a GenBank genome assembly.
GAGUUGGAGUGGGCGUCUGGCGCUUCAAACAGGGGCGGACCCUCUCUUCCGCCUCUCUACCGCCUCUCGCCUCUCUUCCGCCUCUCUACCGCCUCUCUACCGCCUCUCGCCUCUCUACCGCCUUCACUCCCCCUCCAACGCACAUCCACCUCCACCGUCACAGCACACCCCCCUCCCACCCUUCCCUCUGCUCUCUCCUCUUCUCCCACGCAGCCCAUCGGUGGUUCAAGUCCGUCACUGCCGGCCCCCCAGCCUCCCCUCUGCCCAUCAAGGGGCCCCCGGCAGAUGCUCCCACGCGCGCCCUGUCAGCUGCUGACCUGGCAGGUGUGCGUCCGGGCGGCAUGCGCGGGUCCAGCACAGCGGGGGCAGGCGGAGAGAGGGCGGUGAAGGGAGGGGAGAGGGACGGUGGUGGCAGGCGAGGUGGGCAGGAAGGAGUGGCGGCGAGCAGGAGUGUGGAGGGCGCGGGCUGGCGGGAGCAGGGGGGGAGGGGGUGCGCGGACGAUGGGCGGGAGUUGGUGCGAGGCAGGGCAGGCAGCAGCGAGGGCAGCGCGGGCGGUGCAGCACGGCUGACACGGCACCGUUUGGAGGAUGUGGGGCGGCUGCUGAGAGGCGCAGGGGGGGCACGGGAGUGGCAAGGCGGCACGGUGGAGGAGGAGUGGAAGGCGAUGAGGAGAGAGGAGGGGAGAGGAGCGCGGGGCAACGACAUGGGAGGGGAAAGGGAAGGAGGCGUCGAGAUGAGGGAUGAGGUGGGAGAGAGGAGCAAAGGUUGGAACAUGAGCAGGGAGAGAGGUAGAGAGAGGGAUCGAGAAAGAAAUCGGAGUAUGGACAGGGAAUGGGAGUGGGAAAAGCGAGUGGAGAUGGAUAGAGACAGGGGUAGGGAGUGGGAGGGGGAUAGACACAGGGGUAGGGACGAGGAGGGAGAGAGGAUCAGGGAAGAGGAGAGGGGUAGAGACAGAGUGAGCGAGGGGGAGAGGGAUAAAGACAGGUUCAGGGAGGGGGAGAGGGAUAGAGACAGGUUCAGGGAGGGGGAGAGGGAUAAGGAAAGUGAUGAGGAGGGGGAGAUUGAAAGGGACAGGGUAAGGGACAGGUUCAGGGGGAGGGAUAGGGAGGGCGAUCGAGAGAGGUACCGAUUGCAAGAUGGUGGGAGGGCAUACAGGAGGAGUUUCGAGUUGGAUGAUGAAAGGGAGCAGAGAUGGAGGGAGCGUGACAGAGACAGUGAGAGAAGCAGAGAGUUGGAUAGCUGCAGGGACAGGCGCAGAGAGAGCGAGAAAGAGAGAGAGGAGAUGGGACGGGAGAAGGAUUGGAAAAAAUACGUGAGGGGGGAGAGGGAACGAGGGAGACGAAAUGAAGGUAGUGGGGCGGAGGUAGGGCGUGGUAGGGAGCAGGGUGGAGUGGGAGUGGGGGAUGGAGGGAGGAACGGGAUGCUGUGGCGAGUGGGCAGUGGCAGCAGGCGGUUGGGGGAGAAGGCAGGCGGCGUGGGAGGGGUGGGAGGGGUGGGAGGGGUGGGAGGGGUGGGGGGUCUGCAGCGCCACAAGUCGGAUGUGAGCGGCCUGCUGGCAGCGGAGCACGCUCGGGCCACCCACCACCACGCCCUCUCCCCCUCUCGCCGAUCCCCCCUCUCCAGCCCCGAUUCCCCCCCUGGUGCCGGGCGCGCCCCCCGCCCGCGCCACUCACGGCAAUCGCACUCGCGCCUCUCGUGCGACCUGGACGCCCCGCAUGGCAGCGCCGCCACUGCCCAGGGCGGAGCACAUGGGGGGGACGAGGUGGGGGGAGGUGGCGUGGGGGGAAGAGCAGAGGAGUGGGGCAGGGCGAGCGCGCGGAGGAGAGCCAUGCAGCGGUCGCCUAUCCGCUCUGCUGAUGACGCUGACUGCCCUUCAUCCCCUGUGCGCCGCGCCGUGUCCCCUGUGCCGGGCCUCAACGCAUCUAGGCACUGCGCCAAUCCAUCAACGUGCGGGCGGGAGGAGGGAGCACCCAGGCGCCGCAACGAUGCCUCCAUGCCCACUCCCCCCCGUGCCCGCUCCCCUCUUCCACCCUCGCUCUCGCCCGGUGUGCAUGAUUGCCACUCGGCCCACUCGCCCUCGCCCACCCACAACGCCCCCUUGCAUGCGUGCCCGGCUGCCUCUCUCCCUGCCGCCACACCCCCCUCAGCGCUCGCCCCUCGGCCCCCCCAUCGCGCGCGGCGCAACAGCGUGGACCUGGAUGCAGUGCUGCGCUGCGGGCGGGCUGGAGGGCGGCGCGAGGUGCAGCGAGACGCAGAGGAGGAGCACGGCAGCAGCGGAGGCAGCAGCCCGGGAGGAGGCAGUGGCUGCCGCACGAGGGGCAGCAGGAGGGGGGUGGCAGAGGGAGGUGAGAGAGGUGAGGGAGGAGAGGGAGGAGAGGGAGCGGAGCAUGACAGGUGGAGCUCUGGCCAGGCACCGAGAGCAGUGGGCAGUGCAGGGGAGCUGGGGGGGGGAGGUGGAGGACACAGGCACAUGCGCAGCAGCAGCAGCAGCAAGGUUGUGCCGUGUGUGCGUGGGUGUAAAGGCAUGGCAGGCAAGGGGGAGAGCAGAGAGGGUUCACCGCUGGGCGGAGAUGGUGGGGGCGAGUGCAGUGGGUGGGAGGAGGAGGGCUCCGAGGUGCACGGCGGGGAAGAGCUAUGGUGGCGAGGACACAGGGUGAGCGGGCGGGGCCUGAAGGCGGUUGAGGCGGCUGAUGAGAGGCAGUGGAGCAAGGGAAGUCCCGGCAGGCUGGCGCGGUACCGAUCCGUAGAUGUGUCUUCCCUUCUCCACUGA